AUGACACGCAGGUUAUGACCAUAAUUCGCCUUGCACUGACUGGACCUGAAUGCGUUAGGGAUACCCUCUGGAGGAGUCUCUUGUAACUGACCUGAAAAAGAUUCUGUUAGCUAAAGAACCGCUGCAGGACCUCUUCAGCUCUUCACAGCGCUACGUUAGGUCCUGAACGCACUUUCGGUGCCACUGAUGUGCCACCCUGCUUUUUAAAGUAUCGCCAUCCUUAGCUAAAUUAGCUCGUUGGUAACAUUGGGUAACGUUUGGUAACACACUUAGGAACAGAUCAUUACCCCAGCCACGUUCCAGGGUGACCAGCGGUGUGUUUAUGUCUUUGUUUUACGAAUACGCUGAGUACCCGGACGACAGGAGCGACGGAUGGGAAAGAGCUGUUGUGCAGCUUUUGGUACCUUCGCUGGGGACACUUAGCCUACGCACAAGAAUCACACAGCCUUGGCGGCAAGGUCUUUUUCAUGUCAGAGACCGAAUACGCCUGCAGUCGUUUAUGUCAUCCACUCCUAUCUACGCAGAAGACACAAAAAAGCUGCAGUCCAGGAUCUUUUUGUCUUACUGAUAACGCAAGCAGUGAGCCAAGAUGUCUGUCAAUGUCAACCGCAGCGUGUCAGACCAGUUCUAUCGGUACAAGAUGCCCCGUCUGAUCGCUAAGGUGGAAGGGAAGGGGAAUGGAAUCAAGACAGUCAUCGUCAACAUGGUGGAUGUGGCAAAGGCCCUGAACAGACCUCCCACCUAUCCCACCAAGUUCUUUGGCUGCGAGCUGGGUGCCCAGACUCAAUUUGACACCAAGAAUGACCGCUACAUCGUCAACGGCUCGCACGAGGCGAACAAGCUGCAGGACAUGCUGGAUGGCUUCAUCAGGAAGUUCGUGCUCUGCCCCGAGUGUGACAACCCUGAAACUGACCUGCACAUCAAUCCUAAAAAGCAAACCAUUGGGAACUCCUGCAAGGCUUGUGGGUACCGGGGCAUGCUGGAUACGCGACACAAGCUCUGCACCUUCAUUCUGAAAAACCCACCAGAAAACGACAGUGGAUCAGUGAAGAAGGAGAAGGAAAAGAAGAACCGCAGGAAGGACAAGGAGAACGGCAGCGGCGAGGCAGGGGGACACGAGAUCGACGCGCCCGAUGCUGUGGAUGGCGAUGAUGAUGACGAGGACUGGGCGGAGGAGACAACAGAGGAGGCCCAGAGGCGGCGCAUGGACGAAAUAAGCGAACAUGCCAAGAACCUGACCCUCAGCGAGGACCUGGAGAAGACCCUGGAGGAGCGUGUCAACAUGUUCUACAACUUCGUCAAGCAAAAGAAGGAGGAGGGGGCUAUCGACGGGGCGGACAGGGAGAUCCUGUCGGAGGCGGAGCGGCUGGAUGUGAAAGCCAUGGGCCCGCUGAUCCUGAGUGAGCUGCUGUUCGACGAGAACAUCCGUGAGCAGAUCAAGAAGUACAAGCGCCAUUUCCUGCGCUUUUGCCACAACAACAAAAAGGCGCAGAAGUACCUGCUGGGCGGGUUUGAGUGCGUGGUGAAGCUGCACCAGGCCCAGCUGCUGCCGCGCGUGCCUAUCGUGCUCAAGGACCUGUAUGAUGCUGACCUGUUGGAGGAGGACGUCAUCCUAGCCUGGGCUGAGAAGGUGUCCAAGAAGUAUGUCUCCAAGGAGCUUGCCAAAGAGAUCCACGCCAAAGCCGCCCCCUUCGUCAAGUGGCUGAAAGAGGCUGAGGAGGAGAGUGAAGGCAGCGAGGAAGAGGGCGACCAAGACGAAAACGUUGAGGUGGUGUACUCCCCCUCCGCCCGUGAGCUGAAGGUGGAGGCAUUGAAGCCUGAAAAGCCAGACAGCAGGGAGGACGACGACAUCGACAUUGAUGCAAUCUGAGAGCCGCCAUGGUGGUCUGUCAAUUGUGGCUCUCCAGCCCGGCUUCUCCCCACAGCUGUGGCUUAGCAGUACUGUAGCUACUGUUGCUAACCACAUCAUAGAGUAACAUUAACCCUGUACAGCAUCAAGAUGGGAGCAUUGAAUCUUAUUGUUUAAUCUAUGAAAGUCUAUCUAGAGAUUACCUGAAAAGUCCUCUUUGCUCUGGAUUGCAAAUACUGAUUUACUGGGCACAUGGAUUUAAUUUGCUGUGUACUUAUUUUUCCUUUCUGUCCAUAAAGGGUGUUUUGCCACUCAGGAUGUUGUCAUUAUUUUCCUGACUGCUGCAUCAUGACAUCCACAGAGUCAGUUCUGAUUGAAGUAAUCCCUCUGUGGGCCUCAGGGAUAGAGCAUAUUUGUGAAUCCACAGGUGCCUGUUCUUCCCAAACUGGGAAUCAAAAUCAAAGUGUGCUUGUGUGCACCCUUAGAAAGGUGGGUACUCCUGUCUCUGGCAUGUAUGAACAUCUGGCAACAGUAUGAUGCAAAUGGAAUGCAGAUAGCAAAAUUGAAAAGCUUGUUUUAUAUUUAGGUUCUAGGCUGGGUGGGUCUACAUGCGAAGGAGGGGUUGUUUGCGUUGUGUUCCUAAUUAUGUGGUUAUGUCAAGCUAAGUACUGUGGCA
Megalops cyprinoides (Indo-Pacific tarpon) is the source of this 2525-nucleotide messenger RNA. RefSeq names its product eukaryotic translation initiation factor 5-like. Gene Ontology annotation, biological process: formation of cytoplasmic translation initiation complex; formation of translation preinitiation complex; translational initiation. The transcript is spliced from 12 exons. Bases 590 to 1870 code for a protein of 426 amino acids. Gene Ontology annotation, cellular component: cytosol. The record is from RefSeq and is a predicted model, not a curated record. Gene Ontology annotation, molecular function: eukaryotic initiation factor eIF2 binding; translation initiation factor activity; GDP-dissociation inhibitor activity. NCBI's taxonomy places the organism in Eukaryota, Metazoa, Chordata, Actinopteri, Elopiformes, Megalopidae.